AUGCAGCCGACGAGCUUCCUGACGCUCGCCUUUGCUGCACUGGCGGCAGCGGCUCCACCUCUCAACGAUGUGCUCAAGACGAACAGUGAUUCCUUGAGCACUCUCAACUCGCUCCUGGCAAAGGUUCCAGUCCUCAACCAGACUCUCAUAAAAGCCAAAGAAAUCACCAUCCUCGCCCCAUCAAAUGACGCCUUUGCCAAGAUGAUGCAGAUGGACCCCACGUUUGCGCAAAAGGCGACCAACGUAACCUUCCUCACCGACCUCCUGAGCUACCACGUCGCCAGCGGCAAGACCACGGCCGCCAUGUUCUAUGACCAGCCCAAAUUCGCCCAGACCCUCCUCCAGACGCCCACCGCCAACGUCACGGGCAACCAAAAGGUCGAGCUCGUCAGGAAGGGCGACCAGGGCAGGGUCUUUAGCGGCUACAAGCAGAUGAGCGUCAUCAACAAGGCCGACGUCGCCUUCCAGAACGGCGUGCUGCACAUCAUCGACACCGUCCUGACCGUCCCCGGUUCCCCCGCCGACACGGCCAUGAACACGGGUCUCACGAGCAUGGCGGGUGCGCUGGUCAAGGCCGGCCUCGUCGACGGGAUCAACUCGUUGCAGGUCGCCACCAUUUUCGCGCCGACGAAUGCCGCGUUCCAGGCGAUUGGCGCCACGGCGGCGUCGAUGGAGCCCGCGGACCUCGCUCGGAUCCUGCAGUACCACGUCCUCACGAACCAGGUCCGGUUCACCACGGGCGUCACGACAAAGAUGGGAUACAAGAGCCUGAUGGGCGAGAAGGUCACGCUGCGGAAGGAGGAUACCACCGUCUUUGCCAACUCUGCCAAGGUUACCAUCAAGGAUAUCAUCACCAGCGACGGGGUCAUGCACGUCGUGGACAGUGUCCUCAACCCGGCAUCACCCAAAUUGGCCCCGGGCACGUCGACGGCGGCCUUUCCCGGAGCCGUCCAAGCUGCCAAUGCCCCCUUCACCGACGGAGUCAAGCCGACUGCCAAUUUUACUCCGGCCGGGUCGAGUUCGAAGAGUUUUGACGUCUCCCUCAAGUUUGCUAUGUUUGGGUUCUUGGGCUGCCUUGCGAUGGUAUACCUGUAA
Messenger RNA from Colletotrichum orchidophilum, 1095 nucleotides. RefSeq names its product fasciclin domain-containing protein. Bases 1 to 1095 code for a protein of 364 amino acids. NCBI's taxonomy places the organism in Eukaryota, Fungi, Ascomycota, Sordariomycetes, Glomerellales, Glomerellaceae. Gene Ontology annotation, cellular component: fungal-type vacuole membrane. The record is from RefSeq and is a predicted model, not a curated record. Gene Ontology annotation, biological process: macroautophagy. The transcript has 3 exons.